AUGAUUAUUUCAAGUUUUCUAGUAUUCAUAGUAUUUCUAGUGGCAAAUGUCAGGUAUUUUUUUUAUUUUGAAAAAAUUUGGCGUCAUAAUUUUUGCUGGAAGCUUCUGAGAUCGAUUUUCAGAAAAAAAAUGUUCCAGAUCACAUUGCCCACACAUGAUGGGCGUAAAAGUUGGUCCCCCAGCGGGACCAAGUCCUCCCGGAAAUUUACCAGAAGGCGAUCAAGGUUGGGAUUGGGAUGAGGCUGGAGCGGCGCCUGGUAUUUUGCCAGAACCACAUUUUAUUCAGUCGACUUAUGUUUAUCGAUCACAUAAUGGUGAGAUUUCGGGAAAUGGGGGAAGGGGGGCUGAAAAUACCACGUGGAUUUUAUCAGACAGACCUAAAAUGAGCCUAAAACAUAUGCCCAGAUUCUUGAGAAGCCUCAAUUUUUGAUUAGCCUAAAAAUUUCUGAAUUUUUCAUUUUCUCAAGGUUGUCCCAAAUUUUUUUUUAAAAAUUGAAUUAAAAUUUUCUGAAACUUGAGCAAUAAUUUAUGCCACUAUUUUUAACCUCUGAAAAAUCCCAAUUUUUCUUCAGAACUCGAAAAAACGUUCUCCAACCGUGUGAUCCAAGUUCUGCGUCAAAUUCGAGAAAGAUUGGGAAAAUCCGCACGACUCACUUUGGAAAAUGAAAAUGUGAGUUUCAAUUAUUUUUUCGUGACAAAAUUUCAUCGAUUUGUAGAUCGAAUGUAAUUCUCAAUCCGAUCAUUUUCGAUGUCAAGAAUUUCCAAAUUCCGGAUCAUGGAACUAUUUUCUGGUGGAAGAUGCAAAAAAUGGAGCAGUGGUUUAUAAUUUUGAGCGAAAAAAUAAUGAGAAAAAUGAUGGAACUAUUGAAAUGGCGAUUUUAGAGUUAGUAUUAAAUACAGUAAUCUGUGAAAAGAGUACUGUAACAUUUUCUAGUUAUUUUUUAGCGCAUUAUCUCGACAUUCUCCGAAUUCUUUGAUUGCAUUUGCAUCGCCAGAAGCUGAAAAAGAAGUUGGAUAUAUUCGAGCAUUGUCAAGCAAGGAAUUGGAGGUAAUUUUUGAAAACUUAUACAUUUUUUUCAAAAAAAAAUUUUCAGUCGCUGUCCUCGCCACCAAAAAUCCCACUAUCUCUUGAAAAAUUCGGGCCAAAUGAGCUGAAUUUGAUCGAACCAGCAUUGCUCGAAGUUCGAACUGGCGCCAAUUUGAAAACUGAUUCGGAAGUUUUGAGAAAACUGAAAAAUUCGGCAGAAUUCGAUGAGGUUUUAGAGAAAUUCGAGCAUGUUUUUGUGCUUUUUUGGAAUAAAAGUGAGUUCUUUAGGGUGACCGCAGCGCAUGACCGCAACGCAUUCAACGAAAUUAAAAUUUAA
Molecule: messenger RNA, 1364 nt
Organism: Caenorhabditis angaria
Lineage: Eukaryota; Metazoa; Nematoda; Chromadorea; Rhabditida; Rhabditidae
Source: the annotation of a GenBank genome assembly